This is a messenger RNA of Ooceraea biroi (clonal raider ant), 6306 nucleotides long. RefSeq names its product paired amphipathic helix protein Sin3b-like. NCBI's taxonomy places the organism in Eukaryota, Metazoa, Arthropoda, Insecta, Hymenoptera, Formicidae. Gene Ontology annotation, cellular component: Sin3-type complex; chromatin. The record is from RefSeq and is a predicted model, not a curated record. Gene Ontology annotation, biological process: negative regulation of transcription by RNA polymerase II; intracellular signal transduction; Wnt signaling pathway. Gene Ontology annotation, molecular function: transcription corepressor activity; protein binding.
GAGAGAGAGAGAGACGCGCGCACGCGGCGGGCACAUCUGCACCCGUUGCAACUCGCGGACCGCGCGCUCGCGCUCCCGGUGGAGUUUUGGUUUUCCGCGAUACUUCGCGCAAACGCGGGCGCCGGAGGUUAUAUCGGGCUUGGGUUCGUGGCGUCCCGUGGGGCUCGCGCGUCGAUAAGUCGCAAAACGUCCCUCGCCGACGGUGGAAGCGUUCCGCUCCAGCGUCGCGGUGACGGCGGCCGACGGGAUCGUCGCAGGCGGGUUCUUCAAUCGCGCCUAACCUGACGUAGUUUUCGUGCGUUACUUUCCUUCAGUUCGCAGGCUCGGGGGCUUCUCCUCGUGGAGGUUUGUUUACUCGAAAGUACGCGCGAGCCACCGAGUCUCGGUGAUCUUUUUGGUUAUUGCCCGAUUAUGAUGGAGCUUCCAAGUAAAUACGUGGCAUGUACGCUCUCCAGUAUAUGCAAAAUAUUUUGCAAAACUGUGCAUCUUUUGGAUUCGAUGAAGGAAUUUCCCAUUGACCGUAAAGAGUGAACAAUCUAAAAUAGAUCUAAAUUUAAAAAUUAGUUAUCGAUAUAGGGGUAUAAAAAUAUCUUAGAUAUUACUGCGUGCCAGUAAAGUUCAUCUUUCUACAGUAUUUUCAAGUAUAAGUAUUAAGUGGUGCGUAAGUAUUAACAAACGAAUUACAGAAAAGGCCGUUAUUAAUAUACCAUUAUUAUUAUUGAAUGUGUGAAAGUGUGUUGGUGAUUAAUCCAAAGCAACAAAUUGUCGAAAAUAAUUCCUGCUAUGACACAAAUAUAACAUAUUGCGAUAUAUUGCAUCAUAACUAUUAAUACUCUUUUUUUUCAAUAGAAAUACUUUCGAUUAUUCUUCCUAAAUCUUGUAGUUCUUCUCUCUUACGUCCAUGAAUAAUUUAACAAAAGGAUCUGUUCUACUUGCGUGGCGACAAAAUUUAUGAACAAGCUACGAGCAAACUUGAACAUAUUUCUCCCCAAAGAAAGAGACGAGCACACAGCAACAGCAGCUUGUAUUUUGCAUCUCGCGCAGGGCGGACUGGAUUACCGUUUGAAUAACUGAGGUCUCGACUUUUCAGCACUUCCAAUGUGAUUUGCAAUGAAACGUGUUCGUGGGCUAGACGAAGUAGCAUCACCACCCGCCAAGCACUCAACGGUGAGUGCAGGAAGCGGUCUAGGUGGUGGAGGAGGUAGCUUGGAGUACCAUACGAGCAGCGGUAUAGGCGUCGUUGUACCUGGCCAGGCAGUUCGGUCCAUCACUUCGAAAGAGAUGCCAAGCAGUAUACAAUUCGGUACCGCCCAGGCUCAGCAGCAGUAUACCGGUGCGAUCGUCGUGCCGACGGCAGCACCGUCUCCCAUCAAGACGAGCGGUUCCGCGGGUGCGCUGAGUACCUCAUGUAGCGGCGGCAACUUGCAUGGUGGAAUAAGUGGCAGCACCCACACCAUGGCGUCCCAGCAGCCUGCGACGGGAUCGCAGAAUCAGGUUCACGCGCAACAGCAGUCAACGAUAAGGCACAAGGUACAUUCUGGUAAUGUAACGCCGCUGGCCACUACUCCGCCCGGUCCCAACCUGACCGGCGGAAGCGGAUCGCAACAGUUCCAGAGACUAAAAGUGGAAGAUGCACUGUCGUAUUUGGAUCAAGUCAAAUAUAAGUUCAGUGAUCAACCACAGGUGUACAAUGAUUUUCUGGAUAUCAUGAAAGAAUUCAAGUCCCAGAGCAUAGACACGCCGGGCGUUAUAACCCGAGUGAGUCACCUUUUCAAAGGACAUCCCGAGCUUAUUGUCGGUUUCAACACGUUUUUGCCACCAGGCUAUAAGAUAGAGGUACAGGCAAACGAACAGGGAUACGCCUUCCAAGUAUCAGUGAGUAUGCCCAGCCCUACCGCGACGCAUACCGCGACGUUGUCGCAGCAUCAUUGCACGGUGAACGUCGGCUCACCGCCGGUCGCCAGUCCACCGACGCAACCGGCGAAAGCGCCACCGGUCCUACAAAUAAUGCAAGGCUCGGGCAACAUACACCACACUUUAGCAAACAGUAUUACGACCAACAGCUUAACUGUUCACGCGCCUUCGCCGCCGCCGAUGCCGGUGUACAAUAAUUCACACGUUAGCACUGCACAAGCGCAGGCUGUAAGUCAGGCCCUGAGUCAGGCUGACGGCGUCUCGACUGGUGGUCAGACGCAGCAAAGUCAACCGGUCGAAUUCAAUCAUGCGAUAAACUACGUUAACAAAAUAAAGAAUCGGUUCCAAGGUCAACCGGAUAAGUACAAGCGUUUCUUGGAGAUACUACACACGUACCAAAAAGAACAGCGAAACUUGAAGGAAUCUGGCCACAUGAGUGGCACGAGUACUGGUGCUACGGGUGGAACGAAACACCUGACGGAAGCAGAAGUGUACAGUCAGGUCGCUAAAUUGUUUGAGAAUCAAGAGGAUCUGCUCGCUGAGUUUGGACAGUUCUUGCCAGACGCUACCAAUCAGCAGGGCUCGUUGACUAACAAGACGACGUCGGUGAACGAUCAUACGGCGAUUGUGAAGAAGCCGAUUGGUAUUGGCAAAACACCGUACAACAAUUCCGGAACCAUUUCGAGAGACGUGCGGGAGUCGAGCGGCACGACUGCAUUGGAGCGCGAUAAUCGGGAUCACCGGGAGCGAGAACGGGAACGAGACAGAUCGAGUAUACGGGACGUCAACAGCGGCCAGAAGUUCGGGCACAGCGCGGGACAGUUGAAGAGGAGUCCGUCGUUUUCGACCUCCGCGACAGCCGGCAAUUCUCAUCACAUACAACACGGUCCGCCGCCUCUGAAGAAACACAAAAGUGUCGCUUCGAUACGCGAUGUCACCAUCGCGGAGGCUGGGAAGUACGGCACCCUGAACGAUUACGCUUUCUUCGACAAGGUCCGAAAGGGACUGAGAUCGCAGGAGGUGUACGAAAACUUCCUGCGAUGCCUCGUGCUCUUCAAUCAGGAAAUAGUCUCGAAAUCGGAGCUCGUCCAGCUGGUGACACCGUUCCUCGGCCGCUUUCCCGAGUUGCUGCGGUGGUUCAAGGAUUUCCUCGGUUACUCGCCGGAUUCGACCGCCACCGUGGCGACAAACGCGGGUAACGCGGUAGGAGUGGAGGCGUUCCCGAACAACGUUGUGCGGAGCCAUCAGGAGCGACCGCAGGGCGACCUGGCGAUGGAGAUCGAUUAUACGGCGUGCAAGCGGCUGGGCGCGUCGUACUGCGCGUUACCGAAGUCGUACAUUCAGCCAAAGUGCAGCGGCAGGACGCAGUUGUGCAAGGAAGUCCUCAACGACACGUGGGUUUCAUUUCCGACUUGGUCCGAGGACAGCACGUUCGUGACGUCGAGGAAAACUCAAUACGAGGAGGCCAUAUAUCGAUGCGAGGACGAGCGCUUCGAGCUGGACGUCGUUAUAGAGACUAACGCGUCGACGAUCCGCGUGCUCGAGGGCAUCCACAAGAAGAUCAACAGGAUGAGCCAGGAGGAACUGCAGAAGUUCAAGCUCGACGACGGCCUAGGCGGCUCCUCCUUCACGAUCCACCAACGGGCGUUGAAGAGGAUAUACGGCGACAAGGCCGUCGACAUUAUAGAAGGUCUGAAGAAAAACCCGGUGGUGGCCGUGCCCAUCGUACUUCGGCGGUUAAAGUCCAAGGAAGAGGAGUGGCGAGAGGCGCAAAAGGGCUUCAACAAGGUCUGGAGGGAGCAAAACGAGAAAUAUUAUUUGAAGUCGCUGGAUCACCAGGGGAUCAACUUCAAGCAGAACGACGUGAAAGCACUGAGAUCGAAGAGCUUAUUCAACGAGAUCGAAACUUUGUACGACGAGAGACACGAGCAGGGCGAUGACGGUAACGACGGUCAGGGAAACAGCGGUCCGCACCUCGUUCUAGCGUACAAAGACAAGUCGGUAUUGGACGAUGCCGCUAAUCUCCUGAUCCACCACGUGAAACGGCAGACCGCCAUUCACAAGGAGGAUAAGCAGCGAAUAAAGCUCCUGCUAAAGCACUUCAUUCCCGAUCUCUUCUUCCAUCCGCGGCAGGAGCUCAGCGACGACGAGAGGGACGAUGACGAUGAGAAAGAAGACAUGAACGCGGCGGCGUGCAACAAUUCUCAGUCGACGGCCGCUUCGUCGCUGGGUGGCCUGCAGGCCAACCGAAGCAAAGCACCCGUAUCGCCAAACACGUCUUCCACUUCCGCGAAGAACGAUUCCGACAUUAAGACGCCCAUGCACGCUCUCUCGAACGACCCCGAGGAGGCCUACACGCUCUUCAUGGGCAGCAACAACUGGUACCUCUUCCUGAGGUUACACCACACACUCUGCGAGAGACUGACGAAGAUGUACGACAGGGCAGUCGCCCUCGCCGACGAGGAGUCCAAGUACAAGCAGCAGCGCAAGGAGAGCACGGCGGUCGCUCUGAGAUUAAAACCAAAAAGCGAGAUCGAGAUCGAGGAUUACUACCCUGCCUUCCUGGACAUGGUGAAGAACGUCCUCGACGGCAACAUGGAGAGUACAGCUUACGAGGACACGUUGCGAGAGAUGUUCGGCAUACACGCCUACAUUGGCUUCACUCUCGACAAGGUGGUCACGUACGCUGUGAGACAAUUGCAGCACUUGGUUUCAGAUCCCAUAUGCCAGCAGUGCAUGGAGUUGCUCCAACGGGAGCAGCGCCAGCCCAAGGAGAAUUCGGGUGCCGGUGGAUUGUGCGCCACGGCCUACAUGAGAUUAGGGGCCGAGUUGUCGUAUCAACGUAAAGCUGAGAAGGCAAUGGCGGACGAGAACUGCUUCAAGAUAUACAUAUACAAGAAAGACUGUAAAAUGACAAUGGAGCUGUUAGAUACAGAAGGCGACGAAACGAUGGAUAGCAGCUGUAGGGAGAGAGAGGAGGGCGUCGCAGUCACUGAAAAGUGGUCGACGUACGUUGAGAGAUUUUCUGCACCAGCUGGUCAGACAAGCCCAAAAGACACGCCUACCUUAACAGAGAAUGAGCCGACGACCAAUCAUCCUGUGAGUAGCGACCAGGCGGCAAGGGGGGGGAGGGGCAGAAAACGCAAGAAUACUGACAUUAGCAGAAGGGGAGCGGUUGCUCUGGACGGGCGGAUAGAACCCGGUGAUAUGAUUCUCCAAGUCAACGACAUCAAUUUCGAAAAUAUGUCCAACGACGAAGCGGUGAGAGUGCUGCGUGAAGUAGUACAGAAGCCAGGACCAAUAAAACUCGUAGUCGCGAAAUGCUGGGACCCAAAUCCGAAAGGUUACUUUACCAUACCUCGUACAGAGCCGGUGCGCCCCAUAGAUCCUGGCGCAUGGGUAGCGCACACGGCCGCUAUACGGGGUGAAGGCUUCCCGCCUCGUCCACCAAGUGCCACAACAUUAACUUCUACAUCGAGUAGUCUUGCAAGCACACUGCCAGAUACUGAACGACCCUUAGAGGAGCUUCACUUGACCGUCAACACCGACAUGCCGACGGUAGUGCGAGCGAUGGCUCGGUCCGACUCGGGCUUGGAGAUACGCGACCGAAUGUGGCUGAAAAUUACCAUUCCAAAUGCAUUUAUCGGUGCGGACGUCGUGGAUUGGCUGAAUACGCACGUGGAAGGAUUUAUCGAUCGGCGCGACGCCAGAAAAUACGCGUCGCUCAUGCUGAAAGCUGGCUUCAUUCGGCAUACAGUGAACAAGAUCACGUUCUCUGAACAAUGUUACUACAUAUUCGGUGAUUUGUGUUCAGCCAUGAGCAGCAUGAAGCUGGAUUGCGAUACAGUCGGUCCCCUACCGCCACCGAAUGCCUGGGAUAUGCCUUACUCGGGAACAUACGCACCGCAUUCGGCGACGGGUUACAGCCCCAUGCCGUUCAAUUUCACGAACGAGCCCACUGUCUACGGUUACCACCGGGAAGAGAGCGUGCACAGUGGUUCAGGCGGUAGCAGCGCGGGUAGCGAGCGCAUCUGCAAGGAGCCGAUUCACGACCUGAAGUCGUGCUCCUCGGCGUCGGAGUCGGAGCUGCACAAUCCGCCGGUGCCGUCGAUGCCGAGCAAAAAUUCCGGCAACGGCAACGGAUCGAACGGGAAGAGAUCGAACGGCAGCCGCAGCCGCUCCAGCGGCUCCGAACAGUCUGUUCAAACGGGAACGGGAUCAGGGAACCAGCAGAACCAGCAAGACUUAUCUGAUGUUGUAAAUAAAGAGGAGCCGAGUACACAGUGCAGGGCGCGGCUGAACAUCGUGAAUGAAUACUUUGAAUUGUCUUACACUUCAAUUGCGAGCACGAUGAACCGUUAUUCUAUUUUAUGCCUGCAAAAUCGAGAUUAA